This is a messenger RNA of Daldinia caldariorum, 2973 nucleotides long. RefSeq names its product DnaJ-domain-containing protein. Lineage: Eukaryota; Fungi; Ascomycota; Sordariomycetes; Xylariales; Hypoxylaceae. Gene Ontology annotation, cellular component: spliceosomal complex. Gene Ontology annotation, biological process: spliceosomal complex disassembly. The record is from RefSeq and is a predicted model, not a curated record. The transcript has 2 exons. The coding region runs from base 567 to 2417 and encodes 616 amino acids.
ACCAUUCACCCCCCCCCUAGUUGUGUUGACACACACGCCAUUUACCAUUCUUCCACAAAGAUUGACACCGACCAUUCUCCGUUCGCCUAAAAGUAAUGGUCCGUCAUUCGAAUUACCUAGUCGUAGUCAGUUCUUAAUUGAAUCUGACUUCUGACUUCUUUUAUUUCUUCUGUCUUUCCCUUCCUUUCGUUUCUAACAUCAAGCCUCGUGCAAACUACUACAAACGACUAUUGUAUUAUUUUUGUCCCUUUUUUAUUAUUAUUCUACUCGAAUUUAUCGCAUUGCCAUUGCACUAGCAUUGCUACCAUUACGUUCAAUCUAUCAAUAUUUUUAUUCUCUCUCCAUCUUACGAGUCCGCGUCUCCAAGUCGGCAUCCGAUCUACCUUCACCGCAGGCCCGCCUAUGCAAUAAUUCUCCACUUUCCCUCGUCACCGUCUUUUCGGUCGUCCCAGCGACUACCGCCAAACAACAAAUCCACCAAGUUGUCCUUCAUUAGGACUGUUGCGACACGCUUCUUUUUUUCUUCUUCCACUUUACCUCUAUAGCCACAACUCUCAAACAACAUCAUGUCGUCCCUCCCCCCUGAUCCAUACAAGAUCCUCGGUGUAUCUAAAGAUGCUCAACUGCCAGAGAUACGAUCUGCCCAUCGGAAGCUGGUGCUAAAAUGCCAUCCCGACAAGGUUCAAGAUCCCAAGUUGAAAGAAGAAAAGCAGAAAGAAUUUCAGCAAGUUCAACAGGCCUACGAAUUGCUAAGCAACGAGGCUGAACGGACCAAAUACGAUGAGAAAGUCAAACUUGAAGAGCUGAGAAAGGAGAGGGGAAUGACGUCGACCUCGACGUCGACUCCUCGUUCUUCUAAGCGCACUGAGACCAAGUACCAUUUCGACGUUCGCGAGGCUGAACCGCGACCUACUACAUUUGCAGCUUCACCUAGUUCCCACAAUGUCUAUGGUCAUACGCCUCCAUCCCGCUCUUGGGAUGAAGAUAUCUAUAGGAAAUACGAUGAUAAGCCUCGCUAUGCGAGGAAGACGGCGAGCUACGAGUAUGAGCGAGAGAAGCCAUCUCGGAAAGAGGAAGAGCGGAGGAGACGGAAGGAGGAGGAGGAGUGGAACAAGGAGAAAGACAAGGCGAGAGAGAGGGAAUUGAGAGAAGCGGAACGAAUUAAAGAGCGUGAGGCGCUGAGGGAAAGGGGAAGGGAAAGGGAGAGGGAGAAGGAGAAGGAGGCUGCCAAGAAGGAGAAAGAACGGCGCAAAGAUGACCGGAAGGAGGACAAGAAGCGGUCCGACAAAGACCGACGCAAGGAAUCCGAGGAGAAACAUCGCCGUCAUAAGUCGCCCUACAUAGAAGUUUGCCCGGACGACCAAGAGGAGAACCUAUAUACAACCUCGCCUUCCAAGUCUGACAAGAAGAAGUCUAGUAGUACUCGGAAGUAUGACGAUGUACCUGUCGCCCCGCCCCCGCCUCGGGAAACAAGUCGGCCACCACCAACCACCGAACGCGAAAGGAAGAAUACGGAGACAUUGGAGUCUGCGAUUCGGUACCUCAGUAGGUCUGGCGGAAAGCCGCCGACACUCAACCGGGCGCAGACAUAUCAUCCGGAAUUCUCAGUCCGACAUAUCGCCCCGAUCGCCGUACCCACACCGCCGCCGGCUACUACUUCGGUAUUCACUCCACCGCCCAUGGCCGAUUCCAGGGAUAUGUCGGCAGAUGAAGAUCCAUUAAACAGGUCAUCGGGUAGAACUCGCCGCAUGUCGCACGACACUCCCCGCUCCAAGGAGAAAUCUAGCAAGAAGUCGGGGCCGCCUCGAGAGAUUAUUGUAGAUGCCACUCCAAUAUCCGCUACCGCUCGAGGAAUCCCCUCUUUUCAGAAAUCACACUCGAUCCCGAUUCCCAUACACGCUGAUGGUCACCGAAUUCCGCCUCUGAGUCGCUCGAAUACCGAUAAUUACUCUCGGCCACCUCAGGCCCCGGGUCUAGAACGAGCAUCAACGUGGAUGGCAGGUUCUGAGCUGGGACGAGACCGCAGUCGUUCACGCCCUACUCGCAUCUAUUGCGAUGAGUCAUCAGAGGAAGAUCGAGAUCGACGUCACCGUCGUGGCCGGCGUAUGCAGUCUCCAGAACCCAUCACCACGCAGUCCACCAAGAGGUACACGGUAGACUCGACCAGGAGGGUUAUUCCGGUACCAGAGCACUAUUUCGCAGAGGACACACCUAGGAGUUCGAAGAAGACUUCCCAUCAUACGCCCAAUAGCUCUGCGCGGCGUGAAGCUCGGCCGAGUUACUAUGUGCAUGAAAGCUAUGAGGAGGAUACGCAUGGGCCAUUUCCGAAUGUGAAAUAUGCCGACCAAUUCGACCCAAAAGAUAUUAAGUAUACCGAGGUCCCUCACUCGACGUUUCAGCAGGAGGUGUAUACAUGAUUGCUCGGAGAAGUCGAGAACGGGUCUGAAAUCAAUCGAUGUUUUGACCUUGUACGCGAUCUGUCGAUAACACGAAAUCUAUCAUUGUUUCGACAAGAGGAGGUCAGAAUAUCAGGGUUUGUCGUAAAUCACAUACCCAUGAUCAAGAGCGUUUCUCAACGCGGUUUUAUUUCUUUUUUUUCCAUAGUUCGAAUUCGGCGUUCUCAGUGGCUCAGGCGUUUGAGAUACAUUACCCGUUAAAGAAAUUUUUGAAAUGCAGUAACGACUUGAUGUCUUUUCUGAUGGACUUGGUGAAGAGGCGGGAUGGAGACAAGCUAGGUAAAAUUCCUUUCGAAGGUCCUAUGAGGUUUUCAAAGGCGGUGGGAGGGCUUUUUGUGGUUUGGGUCGGCUUACAUUAGCCAAUCACAAAACUUACAAAACCGUCACACCUACUUGUAGGUAGCCUAUUUGGCCUCCAAAUGGCGAGCAAGCUUUACCAUCUCGCCUCUCCAAGCCCCACGAAGUUUACGAGAGAUGUUUACCGUUGUUGGAUUUUCGUUCUUUCCAUGACUAUUUC